CCUCUGAAAGCUCAUGCUGAGGCGGGAUGUGGUUGGAUGCUGAUGGAGGCGUGUGUUCAGUCUGCAGCUGCUGCUUCCUGCAGUACAUACGGCUCAGGUGGAUGUUUACAGUGGUUUUUAGCGUUUAUGGUGACGUUUACGUUCCGGACAGUCAGACUUUUUUUUUUUUUUUUUUGCCUGAAUGUGAUUUUUAAUUUGCAGAUCGGGUGUAGGGAGUCAUUCAUAUCUGUCUGAGGAAUUGUCACUGAGCUGAAGCGACGCUGUUGAUGGUGGACCAAAGUAGCUUUUAUUGUGAAAGGGUUCGUAGGAAGUCACGUGACUGGCAGUUCUCCUGUCCAAUCAGAGAUGCGCCUUCGGUUCGCGCGGACUGAAGCUCGGGCGUGUUUCCGGUGGAAGCGGCAGUGAAACUGGAGGCGUCGGACCGAAGACGAUUCCGUCUGAUUGUGCUGUGAAGAAUUAAAACGAUCAACCAGAUGGCGGACUGCGUGUCGAAGGUGGAGCUGACCGUCUGCUGCUCCGACCUGCUGGAUAAGGACGUGGGCUCCAAGUCCGAUCCCGUGUGCGUGCUGCUGCAGAGCACGGGUGGAGACAAGUGGGUGGAGCUGGGCCGAACCGAGCGCGUGAAGAACUGCUCCAGCCCCGCCUUCAGCCAGCGCCUCAGACUGGACUAUCACUUCGAGGCCGUCCAGAACCUGAAGCUCCAGGUCUAUGACAUCGACAACGCCACCUCUGACCUCGGCGAUGACGACUUCCUGGGAGGGGUGGAGCUGACUCUGGGACAGAUCGUGGCCAGCAAGACUCUGACCCGACCUCUGCAGCUGAAGAAAGGGAAGCCAGCGGGGAAAGGCAGCAUCACCGUCUCUGCAGAGGAGAUCAAGGACAACAGAACCAUCGUUCUGGAGCUGGAGGCUAAGAACCUGGACAAGAAGGAUACGUUUGGGAAGUCUGAUCCAUUCCUGGAAAUAUUCAAAGAAGGAGAAGGCGGAAAGUGGCAGCUGGUUCACAGAACAGAGGUGGUGAAGAACAACCUGAACCCGUCCUGGAAGAAGUUCACCGUUCCUCUGCACACGUUCUGCUCGGGUGACCUGGAGAAGCCCCUGAAGGUGGACUGCUCCGACCACGAUAGUGACGGCUCCCACGACCUGAUCGGCUCCUUCACCACCAAAGUGUCUGAGCUGCAGAAGGCAGCCCACGGUUCCCCGGUGGAGUUCCAGUGCAUCCACCCCGAGAAGCAGAAGAAGAAGAAGAGCUACAAGAACUCAGGGCUUGUUCUGGUGAAGAGCUGUAAGCUGGAGGCUCAGUACACCUUCCUGGACUACGUGAUGGGCGGCUGCCAGAUCAACUUCACCGUCGGCAUCGACUUUACUGGCUCCAAUGGAGAUCCCCGUUCUCCAGAAUCUCUGCACUACCUGAGUCCAGACGGGCUGAACCAGUACCUGUCUGCCUUGUGGUCAGUGGGUCAGGUGGUCCAGGACUACGACACGGAUAAACUCUUCCCAGCUUUUGGUUUUGGAGCCAAACUGCCUCCAGAUUAUCAGUCUCUCCCAUCAUCAACCACGUGGCGUCCAUUGCCUCCAGCGGCGCUCAGGCCAACACUGCCACUCAAUACUUCGUCCUCCUCAUCCUCACCGCUCCCGUGUCGGCUCUGGCGCAGUCUGUCCUCGCCGAAGUCCCCAACCAGCUGGUGACGUACUUCAAAAUGAGAGGCCUUAAUCCCUUCAAGCAGGAGGCGCCCGCCAAAUCCUAGACCUGGAACCGACCCGCAGAACCUCCAUCUUUUCCUCCAUUCCUGACUCCUUGUAACUGUGUCCAUCAGCCAAUCAUGUCGUCGUCUUUCUGCACGUUUGAGUCCAAAUGUUUUAGGGCCAAAAAGCACUUAAAGCUUUGCUGCUUCUCUGAUAUCUAUGCAGAUUCAUGUUUGCAAACAGCCUUAAAAAAAGAGCUUUCCUGAUGCCUUUUAGAAUGCCACCCUCUACUGGUGGUUAUGGGAAUUGUUACUUCUUCUCACACUUCUGACUUGUUGCCAUGGUAACCCAGCUGGGCCAUACUUGUUAGCAUCAUGUGCUGGUGCCAAUACUUGAAUGAACUGCUUUACAUUUGUCUUCCAUAAGUACUGCUGUUGCCUUAAGCAGACUUUGCCGCUGCUGCACCGUGACUCUGGUUUCCCUUCUGCUCCUGCAGAAGUCUUUGAUGCCAACACCAAAGACAACGAGAGUUUUUUAGACAGACAUUCUUGUUCAGUUUUUGCUGGUUAAGAAAACCAAACAAAAUUUUCAUUUUUGGGGUUUAAAUUGAAUUUUUUUAAAAUUUCUUUUUUUUCUGAGAACAUGUUUUGGAUGAGAAUUCAGUUUUUCUGGUUUACAUUCCUGUAAUCUGAGAGAGAUCAUACUCAUCGUUUCCAAUCUCUGUUUUUCUUCUUGCAUCUUUUCCUUUGUUGAUCUCACAAAAGAACCGACUGUUGUCCCACUUAGAUCUAACGAUAAACCGCGUCAGAUGAACCUGCAUGUUUGCUGGACGGGGAAGCACUCCAGUGGAAGCAGUCUGGUUCUGCACCAGCAGAGAACUGCACAGCAGAACCACAUUUCUAAGAGAGACCUUUCACUUCUCAGUUUUGAUAUCAAUCUUUUGUGUCAAAGGUUUUUGUGUUUUGUGCAGAGAUAUUUUUAUUCCUGCAUCAUGUUUUUUUUAAGUCAUCAGUUUAGUUUUGCUUUGACCAAAGAAACACUAAGAAACUUUAUUCCAGAGAAAAGCCAAAUUCUCAGUUUUCUGUUUGCACUUUGAGAAUGAUCCUUCUGGGCUCCGGUCGUUCAUCAUAGAGCGGUCGGUCCACUUCCUGCUUUAGAGUCCAGGUGUGUUGGAUCCUGAACGUCUGCAGUUCAGAAGCUGCUUGUCUGAUCAGCCAAUAAACCAGAUUCCAGUCGA
Oryzias melastigma (Indian medaka) is the source of this 2922-nucleotide messenger RNA. RefSeq names its product copine I (gene cpne1). The record is from RefSeq and is a predicted model, not a curated record. Gene Ontology annotation, cellular component: plasma membrane. Gene Ontology annotation, molecular function: calcium-dependent phospholipid binding. Lineage: Eukaryota; Metazoa; Chordata; Actinopteri; Beloniformes; Adrianichthyidae. Gene Ontology annotation, biological process: positive regulation of tumor necrosis factor-mediated signaling pathway; cellular response to calcium ion; regulation of canonical NF-kappaB signal transduction.